Messenger RNA from Talaromyces marneffei, 1020 nucleotides. RefSeq lists its product as uncharacterized. The record is from RefSeq and is a predicted model, not a curated record. Bases 1 to 1020 code for a protein of 339 amino acids. NCBI's taxonomy places the organism in Eukaryota, Fungi, Ascomycota, Eurotiomycetes, Eurotiales, Trichocomaceae. Gene Ontology annotation, cellular component: mitochondrion; cytoplasm. The transcript has 4 exons.
AUGCCUCAGACAACAAUCUCGCCUUUCUCACAGGCCGUUGUCAAUGCCAUGCGAAAGCUCUAUCCAGAGUCCCUGGCAGACAAAAGCUUUGACAACACAGGCCUCCUCCUCGAAUCCCCCUACAACUCCAACUCCCAACUUAAAAACACAGUCCUCCUCACAACCGACCUCACCAAAGCCGUCGCCGACGAAGCCAUUGCCCGCCGAGACUCGAUUAUCGUUACAUACCACCCCAUAAUUUUCCGCGGCCUCAAAUCGCUCACCCUGCAAGAUCCGCAACAAAAAUCCCUCCUCCGUCUCGCCCAGGAAGGUAUCAGCGUGUAUUCUCCGCAUACAGCCGUUGACGCCGUCCCGGGCGGAAUGGCGGAUUGGCUUUGUGAUAUUGUCAGCGGGAAAUUCGUCAACUCCUCCUCUACCUCCUCGGCAACCACCACAGGAAAGACUGAGGUGGGAGAGUAUUCAGAUGUGAUAUACCCACAACCAGGCAACAACACAACAACUCCAUCCGUUGACGCACAUACCCGCGAACCGGUCCACCCUUCCCCAGCCCCUGUACCGACUGGCUUCGAAGGUGCAGGCGCUGGACGGACGUUAACAUUCGCAACACCGCAACCUCUGGCAACGAUAAUCGAGCGUAUCGGCGCCGCGGCUGGGAACCCCGGGUCAAUCUCCGUCGCCAUUCCACAGGAUCAAUCUAUAUCAUCCAUAAGCAUACGCACUGUAGGCGUAUGUCCCGGUUCGGGCGGCGGUGUGCUCAUGAAGGGCGGCCAACUACCUGAUCUACUGUUCACGGGGGAACUAAGUCAUCACGAAGCUCUGGCGGCGAUUGAGCGGGGGUCGUCGGUCGUGACUCUUUUCCAUUCGAAUAGUGAGCGCGGCUAUUUGUGGGAUGUUAUGAGGCAGAAGUUGGAGGCUGCGCUUGUGCAGGAGUUGGGCGCUGCUGCGACUGAACAAACAGGGGGGUUGGUGGCGGUUAGUAUCGCGGAUCGCGAUCCGUUUGGGGUCGUUGUACGAAAGUAG